AUGCUCCCGCUCAGGCGUCUCCUCCGACCUGCGCGCGCCGCUUCCUCUGUCUUCCGCCGCGCUCCAUACUCUCAUCAUACAGAGCCUCCAAAUGUCCGUCAUGUAAGGUUCAGGCGGCCCUGGAUCAGGUCCUUCGUCACAAAGGCUUUGCUAUACGGCACAGCAUUUCAUCUCUGGACUACUUUCGUGCUGGUCCGAUUCGACGACGACGCAGACGACACCGACUCCGCUCAGGAACCCAGCCAGGUGGCUGCGAGUCGAAAUCUCCACGGCGGCAAUGAACCUGGCGGAGGCGAUGUCGAAGAGGUGGAAGCAGAGAGUCCUCUGUUCAUCCCGUUGGGCUGGUCCUGGCUACAAGAGGGCGAGCGGUACACAGCAGCGGACCCGGAAUGGCAACAGUUUGUCAAGAUUUCCAUGGACCGCCAAAAACUUCAAAAGUUGAGAAAGGAACUGGCUACGAUUGUACAGGAUUCCGUCUCUGGUCGAAUAUCGCAAAUCCUCGGGGGCCCCAUCUCGAUCACCGGAUUUUGGCUGGUCCAUCAGUUUCCCUCCCGCGCUCCACCAUACUACAUGCGAUCAGGGAUCGAGUACUCCGAUGACGGCAUAUCUUGGGUUUCCAAACCUCUGGAUCCCGAAAUGGGUGAUCGAUUGCAGAGUUACAUGAAACCGGUCCACGUGGCUCUCGCGAUUAAGGAUGCCUAUAUGUUGGUCUUGAAAAGGCAAUGGACCCGCUUUACCGAUCCCGAAGGACAGGCACUGGAUGUCGUGGAGGGUCUCUCGGAGGGUCGUCUUUCACCAAACGGUGAAAACCUGGAUGCAGUUCAAGAGCGCGGAUCUCCCGGUUUGCCAAUGCCGGACGGUUUGCAGGAAAAACCAGCACCUAGCUCCGAAAAAGCCAUCUCGCACCCAUCCUCGAUCCUCUCCUCCUUACAACGGCUCCCCUUGCCGAACCUUGGCCCCGGAUCCGAUCUAUACCUGGCGUCGAUGGCUUUCAAGUUGCGCUUGAGCGAUUACCGGAGCCGAACCCCACGGACUCCUCGCCGAGGCACCUUCUUUAUCUCCGGGCCGGUGGGCCUGAAGGGCCCGAAUGGAUUCUGCCGUUUCGAAGUGAAGGGCGAAUAUGAUCCAGCGACCGGUCAAUGGCGAACGGUGGACCUGUUGCUGAAGGACCUGAACUUCCGGCGACAACGGGCGCUGGGGUGA
Molecule: messenger RNA, 1203 nt
Organism: Penicillium lagena
Lineage: Eukaryota; Fungi; Ascomycota; Eurotiomycetes; Eurotiales; Aspergillaceae
Exons: 4
Coding region: 1-1203 (400 amino acids)
Source: RefSeq, a predicted model, not a curated record